CUUGUCACUUUGUAUUUUAUUUUAUUGUCUUUUAUUUUGCUUUACUGUCUGGAAAGGAGACUGUUGAUUAGAAAAUCAGUGUUUGCUUUCUUUUCCUUCUUUUCUCCUCCUUCUGAAGUAUACACCUCAUUAUUACAGUACAACUACCUGAAGUAGAAGUUUCAUUAUUCAGGUGUGUGGCAGUGACAGUUUACUAACGCAAUUAUUUAAUGUUUCCUACAUAUCUCGCUUGUUUUGGAAUAUUUACCAAGAAAACACACAGCAAAGAACAAAUCUUAUUCAUCAAAUACAUUUUUCCCUUAAGGAAAAAAAAAAGUACCUAAUAAUGAUUAUAACAUUACAAACUCUUUACAGUUGGCAUAAACAAGUUUAAGCAACAUCAACAAGUGUCCUGCUUAAGUUUAAUCAGCCAGAAAUAUUUUUUCUUUCCAUUUUAUAUAAAUGUGAGGACAGCUUUCCUUCGUAUUCUUAUUGUCAUUUGUCAGAAACCUCGGCCACACAGUUCGUCCUAACUUACUUGUUUCAGUCCAGUUGCUUGGCCUUAUGACGAUAUAUAUUUCUCAAGAGAGAAAGGAAAAGGAAGACAGAAAGAUUAAAACAACAAAGCGCACCUGAGACCAGCUCGACAAAUGAAUCAUAAAAGAAAGAGGCAGGGCGAAUGUUGGAACAAUAAGUCUCACGCUGGUGACAUUUAACCAUGUUUCACAACAGUAACCCUCUAAAACCUGCAAAGGUAAAAAACCUGCUUCAUUUUUGUGACAAAACGAAAAAAAUGUCGUGAUCAAAUAUUAAGAAUUUUUUAUGUUGAAAACUCCAGAAUGAAUUUGUGGAUUAUCACCUAAACUAAAUAUUAUAACUUCGUGUCGUCAAAUGUCAUCACCUUAGUUGUCUGUUUAUGUUUUAUUUUGCUUUCUUUGGAUACAAAAUUUUAAGGAUUUUGUCUUAAACAAUUUUAUUUUUCCUUUCUUUCAACCGUUAAAUCUUUUUUCAUUUAUUUUGUACUUUUAUGGAACUUCAAUAUUUUCUUAAUUUAUUGUACAUUUAUGAGUACCAAUUGUGGACUAGUUAAUACUUCUCCCUGUACCAAACAAGAACAUACAAAAUAAAGCCGGAUGAAGCUUAAGUUUAAUUUAAAACAAGCUUAAUAAACACUUUCUUAUAAAACUCGAAAGAGUAAAAAAAAAGUUUAAGAAGAUGGCUGUCAGAGCAACAGAUUGUUUGUUGUCAAGUCCUGCGAUAUCUUCUAAGUGUAACAGCCCUCUCUCUAAACCGUCUCAGUUACCAUCAGCGUCACCAAAACCGAAUUCUAGUCGACUAACGCGACAUCAUGGUUCCAACAAACCGAUGUCAAUGAAGGAACACCUAGCCAAACAGAAACUACCUUUCUGGGUGAGACUUGUUACUGGAAACUCCCGACGUUCAUCGGAAUCAUUGCUUAUGCCAGCUAUUCGAUCUAACUCUUCUGAUACUGUCAGUACUCCUAUACAAAUCUUGGAGAUUCGUCGAAGAAGAUUUGUAACUACUAGUAAGAUGCAAUGGGAAAGGAGAGUCCAGGAUUACGUAGUGACCGGUUCAGACCUUCCUAUUCCGCUUCAUUUCUCAGGUUGGUUCGAAGUGAUUCCAGACGAUGGACGACCUGUAGAAUAUUUUGACUCAAUACAAGGAAUCACUGCCAUCAAACCCAAGAAAUUUCUGGUGCGUACAUCUACAGUUGGAUACGAGUUAGGAGAAGAAAACGGCUCUGUAUCCUGGGUACCAAGAGAGAUUUUUCCAGGUGAAGUACUAAGUACCGGAAUGGUUUAUAUGGAUCAUCGCAAGACUUGUCUUUCUACUAACAUGAAAAACUUAUUUAAAAGAUUCCUAAAGUACCGUACCAUUAAUACAAAGAAAGAUCAAGACUUGAAAUAUCUUCAGUGCUUUGAUGGACAAGGUCAUGAGGUUAUGAUCCCUUUGAUUAUGACAGGUGUAUUUAGCCCUGUCGGAGACCCAAAUAAGAAGAAUUAUGAUGCUGUCUAUGAACUAAAAGAUUUAACAAAAGCUUUUGAUCUUCCUGUGAAAGCUCAGUUAGUACAUGCAGAAUCCAAUCAGAAACAUUAUGUACCACAUGGGGUGUUAAAAUUAAAAACUCUUGAUGAAGAUGAUUGUGUUGUCGCAUCAAAACGCCUUGAUCAAAAGGAUACAUUUGAACUUCCUCUAGAUGAAGAUUUGCGUUAUAUCAGAGAUAUAGCCCCAAAAUCUCCACUUGUAAGAAAACUUUCUACUCGCAGCCUGGUUCUUCCAAAUUAUGCACCUAAAACUCUUAAUAGAACACCAUUUUUCUCCAGUAAAACCGACCAAAAACCAAAAGUUGAUUUACCACUUCGUGUUCCUACAAAAGACACCAAGAAACCAAAAGCAGCAGGUUUCAUUGAAAGAUUUGGUGCUCGUAAGACGAAAAAGGAAAGAGCAGCAUUUAAAGCUCUCCAAGAAGAAGGUGUAUUUUCAUCUCGAUUAUGUAAAGCUGAGAUGCCUUUUGAUGCAUUCUACUCUACUUAUACAGAAGAGGCUAAUAAAUGUGCCAAGAAGAAUAAUUGUCAAGAGUCUGAGAACAAGUCUGAACCUGAGAAUAAUGUUGCUGAUGGAUCAAUAUCAUCACAGUCUUCAACAUCUACUAUUACACCAACGGGUCCCCCUUUAUGUUCACCAGAAUCUUCUCUGAUCGAUCCAUUUGAGAGUCAAUAUGCCAAAAUCUGCAAGAAGCCAUCAAUGAUGAAACGUGACUUGCCUCCUGUGCCUUUAGAUAAAGAUGACAGUGAAACUGGAACUAUAGUAGAUGAAGAUGGCAAAUUGUCCAUGUCUUCAACUGACACUUUGUACGAGCAUCUACCAGAAGCACCAAACCCACCACCAAAGUCCCCCUCCCUCACAAAACCAAAACUUGAUUUUAAUUCUAAAGAAAAUGUGAUGAGUUUAGUAGAAAAUGAAGAAGAUGGCUAUAUGGUACCUUCCCAUUUGCAAAGAAAGAAAACACAGAAACAUAACUUGACAAAUCCAAUUGUGGUAUCACAAUCUCGAGAUGUGUUUCAGCCAAACUUUAUCCCUAAAUUUUACAAAGAUACAACAUAUGCUAACUGUGGAAGACCUAGAAAUGGAUACAAACCUGCUUUUCAACAUAGUGCCAGUCUUGAUAGAAAGUUAUUGAAUGAAACAUCAGUAUCAACUUCCAAUCUGAACCGAAUCUCCCACAAGCCUCCUCCAACUACUCCAUGCUCUCGCAGGAAUUCUGCUGCAGCAGAACAUAGUUCUUCACGGAGUCGUUUCCAAAGACAAAACAAUGUCCAGAAAAUCUGUCAGUGUCAUCAGAAUCCGAACCUGAUGAACUGCCCACACUAUUCUGCAGAACUUCAGCGCGGCUCUCACACAAUGGAUCCCAAUUUAACUUUACGGCACCACAAUAUGAGACGGCUGAAGAGUGCGAUAGAAAUGUUUCAUUUUACUGAUUCCUUCCAAGAAAUGAGACCCGCAUCAUUUGGUUCCAGCUGUUCCCCGACUGAAGAAUGUUAUCCACAUGACCAUUAUGAUGUCAAAGGAUAUCAACAACCAUAUGACUAUUUUGAAGUUGGUAACAACCAGCCAAACCACAAUCCAUACUCCGAGAGUGAUCCAGGCAAUCGUUAUUUUGUCCGAUCUGUGUCUGUAACAGGACUUAGUGACAACUGUGCCAAACAUGGUGACGACUCAGCUAUAUCUCUCUGUUCAAAAGGUGACUAUGGUUAUCAGGCAGGGAGUGAUUUCAGCUAUACAGACUACACAGAUGUUUUUAAUGACGAUGGAUGGCUUCCACCUGACAAUAUUAGUAGCCUUUCUGUGCAAGACGUUUCUCGUUCUCUGCGUUACAUUGGCAUGAAGGACAGAGUGGUGAAAAGAUUUGCAAACGAACAGAUUGAUGGACAAAUGUUAGCUUCUCUGGAUUGGAAAUUACUGCAAGAUGGGUUCCCAGAACUAAAUACUUUGGAAGUCAAAAAGAUCAUUGAUUUUGUUAAUGGUUGGCGACCAAAGAAAUCAGUAUCAUAAUCUUGCAAAACUUUAAAACAAAUAAAUAUACACACACACACACAUACAUACAUGCAUAUACACUCACACACACACACACACACACACACAUCUUUGGUUGUUGUUUUUUGUUUUUUGUUCUCUGCUUUAAGUCAAAAGGUAAAUUCUGAAAGAGAUCAAACAAAAGUGAUUAGACUUUAUAUACAUAUAUAUAUAUAUAUUAUAUAUAUAUAUGUGCAUAUGUAUGUAUGUGUGUGUGUACAACAUGCACAUGAAGUGAGAGAUUUCCCAGCAGCUGCUAACUGCAAUACUUUUCAAUUGUAUAUGAAUUAAUUUCAAAUUUGCUUUUACUAUUUUUAUUAAUUUAUUUUUUAAGUUUAAAUUCUUUUUUUUUAUUUAAUUUUUCCCCGCUCUAUUUUCCAUUGCAAAUUUUAAACUUGCUCUUAAUUUACAUUUUAUUACUUUUCUUCCCAACAUUAUUUAUUACAAUUUUCAUCAUAAUUUAAUUUUUUUUUCUCCCUCUUUGUAUGCCGGUAUGAUUUUG
This is a messenger RNA of Octopus sinensis (East Asian common octopus), 4576 nucleotides long. RefSeq lists its product as uncharacterized. The transcript is spliced from 2 exons. NCBI's taxonomy places the organism in Eukaryota, Metazoa, Mollusca, Cephalopoda, Octopoda, Octopodidae. The coding region runs from base 1195 to 4053 and encodes 952 amino acids. The record is from RefSeq and is a predicted model, not a curated record.